Molecule: messenger RNA, 1241 nt
Organism: Macrobrachium nipponense
Lineage: Eukaryota; Metazoa; Arthropoda; Malacostraca; Decapoda; Palaemonidae
Product: procathepsin L-like
Exons: 7
Coding region: 137-1120 (327 amino acids)
Biological process (GO): positive regulation of apoptotic signaling pathway; positive regulation of peptidase activity; immune response
Cellular component (GO): lysosome
Molecular function (GO): cysteine-type endopeptidase activity; cysteine-type endopeptidase activator activity involved in apoptotic process
Source: RefSeq, a predicted model, not a curated record
UGGUCGCGUGUGCAGAACUCGGAUUACCUGACCUAUAAAACGGCAGAGACGGGAGUCGCUGUUACAGUUGCACAGAGUUAGUUGAAGCUACCUCUUCAGUUCAGUUCGUCUUUUAAGAAUUCUUUAUCUUUCAUCGAUGAUGAGGGUCCUUGCACUAUGCCUCUGUAUUUUGGCCGUGGCCUCUUGCAGUCCAGCUGGCAAUGAUGAAUGGGAAGAUUUCAAAAACAAUUUUGGAAAGUCCUACGAAACUCCUGAGGAAGAGAGCUACAGGAAGUCGGUGUUCGAAGCCAACAGCAAGAUAGUCAAGGAACACAACGACCAAUUCCAGCAGGGGCUGGAGACUUUCGACCUGAAGAUCAACAAAUAUGGUGACUUGACAAACGAAGAAUUCAGAAAACAGAUGAACGGUCUGCUAAUGAAAGAAGAACAGUCUGCUGUUGUCUUUGAAUACGACGGCCAAGAUGAAGUCUCAGCAGAGGUCGACUGGCGUACCAAGGGAGCUGUCACGCCCGUCAAAAACCAGGCCCAGUGUGGGUCGUGUUGGGCCUUCUCGACGACUGGUUCUCUGGAAGGCCAACACUUCCUGAAGACCAAUAAACUCGUCAGUCUCUCAGAGCAGAACCUGGUAGACUGUUCCAAGGACUUCGGCAACAUGGGCUGCGGAGGUGGUCUUAUGGAUCAGGCUUUCAGAUAUAUCAAACAUAACAAGGGUAUCGACACUGAAGAGUCCUACCCUUACGAAGCUCAGGACGGCACCUGCCGAUUCAAAUCCGAAAACGUUGGUGCCACUCUUACUGGAUACGUCGACAUCCCCAAGGGAAAUGAAACCGCCCUUUUACACGCCGUUCACAAAGUUGGUCCCAUCAGCGUCGCCAUUGAUGCCGGCAGCGAGAAAUUCCAGAUGUAUCACUCAGGUGUCUACAACAACCCCGACUGCUCGAGCACGUUCCUUGACCAUGGAGUCCUAGCAGUGGGCUACGGAGAAGAGGACAGCCACGAAUUCUGGCUAGUGAAGAACUCUUGGGGCGCAGACUGGGGUGAAGAAGGAUACAUCAAGAUGUCCAGAAACAAGGAGAAUCAGUGCGGUAUUGCCACUGCUGCAUCUUACCCUUUGGUUUGAUUAGGACGCUACGAGGAAGAACUGUUGAAAGGAAAAAUCUUAGUGUAGUCUUCGUUGUGAUGUAUUGUAGGUGUUUAUAUAUAUGUAGAUUUUUUUAACUUUAAAACAAACUGAAAACAAA